AUGGGCACUCCGACUGUGCCAAUGAAUCCUCAGCUCGAGCAGAUCCUCUCCCGCCCUGAAAACGCGGUCUGUGCAGACUGUACCAACUGUGCCGGUAUCCAUCGUGGCAUUGGUACUCAUAUUACGUUUGUCCAGUCGGCAACAAUAGACGAGUGGAAGCCCGAGUGGGUUGCCUUAGCUGAUGCUGUUGGCAAUAAGGUUGGUAAUGAAUACUACGAGUAA
This is a messenger RNA of Perkinsus marinus ATCC 50983, 222 nucleotides long. RefSeq lists its product as hypothetical. The record is from RefSeq and is a predicted model, not a curated record. The transcript is spliced from 2 exons. Gene Ontology annotation, molecular function: GTPase activator activity. Lineage: Eukaryota; Perkinsozoa; Perkinsida; Perkinsidae. Bases 1 to 222 code for a protein of 73 amino acids.